This is a messenger RNA of Artibeus jamaicensis (Jamaican fruit-eating bat), 546 nucleotides long. It is a transcript of the gene TNFSF4, whose product is annotated as TNF superfamily member 4. Gene Ontology annotation, molecular function: cytokine activity; tumor necrosis factor receptor binding. Lineage: Eukaryota; Metazoa; Chordata; Mammalia; Chiroptera; Phyllostomidae. Bases 1 to 546 code for a protein of 181 amino acids. The transcript has 3 exons. Gene Ontology annotation, biological process: immune response. The record is from RefSeq and is a predicted model, not a curated record. Gene Ontology annotation, cellular component: membrane.
AUGGACGGGGUCCAAGCCCUGGAUGAGAAUGUGAGAAACGCACCAGGGCGGCGAUUCCCUACACACAGGCUCUUGCUGGUGGCCGCCGUGGUCCAGGGGCUGGGGCUGCUCCUUUGUCUCACCUACAUCUGCCUGCACUUCUAUGCUCCUCAGGUGCCCCCUCAGUAUCCUCCAAUUCAAAGGAUCAAAGCACAAUUUACCAGCUGUGACAGUGACAGAGGAUGCCUCCUCACAUCCUCAAGUGAGGAGACCAUGACAGUGCAAGACAACUCGGUCCCCAUCAAAUGUGAUGGGUUUUAUCUCAUCUCCAUAAAGGGCUACUUCUACCAGGAGAUCGACCUCAACCUUUAUUACCGGAACCUGGAAGUGCUCUUUUCCCUGAGCAAGGUCACAUUUGUCAACUCGGUCACCGUGGCCUAUCUGGGUUACAAGGACAAAGUCUACUUGAAUGUGACCACUCAUAAUAUUUCGUAUGAAGACAUCCAGGUGAAUGGUGGGGAGUUAAUUCUCAUUCACCAAACUCCUGGUGGCUACUGUGUUGAAUGA